This is a messenger RNA of Gamsiella multidivaricata, 830 nucleotides long. RefSeq lists its product as uncharacterized. NCBI's taxonomy places the organism in Eukaryota, Fungi, Mortierellomycota, Mortierellomycetes, Mortierellales, Mortierellaceae. The record is from RefSeq and is a predicted model, not a curated record. Bases 107 to 649 code for a protein of 180 amino acids. The transcript has a single exon.
UCCAGGGACCAUUGCUGAGGCAGCAGCCCUCAGCAAUCUAUUAUUGUAAGAAGAACAAAGAGCGGCGUCAUAUCCGUUGAGUGAGUCCGCUGGACGAGAUGAACCAAUGGGCGAAGAGGACUCAGGGUCGAUAGAUAAAGAAAAAGAAAAAGAAAAGGGAUUUGUUUUGUUUACCGAUUCGUGGUGCCGAGGGACUUGCUCUCGCUGCUCCGUGCAGAGCAAACGACGACGACUCGAUUCGUCGGGAGAUACGAUCUAUUUAAUUGAAAAGAAAAUAAAAUCGGUUUGUGCAGAAAGAUUAGCGGGUCUGAUAAGGAAGGAAGCAAAGAUCGUCCGAGCACACUCGCACACGCUCACAUACACACACACGCCGCACCUUCAAAGGCCACUCUCCGGGAAGAAAAGCAAAAAAAUGUCUGCUGCCUCAGAAGGAUUCAAAUAUGACUUACUGCACAAUGGUGCCUGUGAUGUUCUCGAUAAAUUUUCCAAUGCUGGUGCCGCCGAAUUUCUGGACCAGCCAUGGCUUCUGGGCACCAAAGCUGCUGUCUGCUGCAGUGGCAUUGUUGGCACGGGAUUCAAGCUCCAUGUGGGGAGGGAGGGAUCGUCUGAGGGGGGAGGGAGUCAUGGAAGGCAUUGUUGUUUUGAAUGAGGAGCCUGUUGUGUUGGAAUGGGUUUGUUGAAUGCAAAUGGAAGAGUUGGGAGGGUGCAGCUGUUGAAGUCUGAGGGCGGAGAGUGGGGUGUGUGCAAUUGGAGACGAGGGAAGGGUCCGGCGGUUGAGCGCAAGGGGCAAAGGGGGGGGGAAGGACUUUAGGCAGGGGCAAGCAGGUCAA